This is a messenger RNA of Linum trigynum, 690 nucleotides long. The record is from the annotation of a GenBank genome assembly. Lineage: Eukaryota; Viridiplantae; Streptophyta; Magnoliopsida; Malpighiales; Linaceae.
AUGAGGUGGGAGAAGUUUCAGCAGCAGCAACCCACUCAGCACCAUUGGGAGAAGCUUCACACCUGCAAUUCCAUCAGAAGCGAGAGGUUUCUCUACGUUUUCGGUGGCUAUGGCAAGGACAAUUGUCACACCAACCAAGUUCAAGUGUUCGACACUGAAACCAUUGUCUGGAAGGAGCUAAGUACGACAGGCCAGAAGCUGCCACCCCGAGUGGGACAUUCCACCAUUGCUCUUAGCAAGAACCUGUUUGUUUUUGGGGGAUUUGCUAAUUCUCAAAAUCUAUACGAUGGUGCAUACAUGCUUGAUCUUGAGUCUGCCAUGUGGACAAGGAAGAGAUCAGUGGAUGAAAGUGGUGGCGCUGAGUUGAAUGGUCAUUAUGCCAGCAAAUCAAAGGCAUCUAGAAUCACUAACCAGGAUGCAAUUGAUCGGCUUCAAGCUGAUGGUGCUCAUAAGGAGUCUACAUUGCAAGAUCCAAGUGCAGAAGCUACUGUUGCUGCUAAUGUGAAAAGUCUAGCUUCUUCUGAUGUCUCUCAACGCAAAGAGAGUGGUGGAAACCAAGAACCAACAGCCACUCUGAAUUUGAAUGAUAAUAUGAUGAGUGAUACACCAGACUCCGCUAUUGAUAUUAAAAAAGAUACUUGUGCUGCUUCAACUGCUACGACUACUACUAAUCAGUUGCUUUUUCCUUAA